Geodia barretti is the source of this 369-nucleotide messenger RNA. The record is from the annotation of a GenBank genome assembly. Lineage: Eukaryota; Metazoa; Porifera; Demospongiae; Tetractinellida; Geodiidae.
AUGACAAUCGGAUACGGAGACCUCAGAAAAGGCAUGGCCAUCGAAUUGGACGGCGUUCCAUACCUCGUGGUCGACUACGACCGGAGCAAGAUGCAGCAGCGCGCUCCGACGAUGAGGAUACGAUUCAAGGACAUCCGCAGCGGAAGGGUCCUCGACAGAAGCUUCUCCGGAUACGACGUCAAACUGACCUCCGCGGACGUGGAGCGCCGGUCGGCCCAGUACAUCUAUGACGAAGACGAGCUGUGCUACUUCAUGGACACCGACACAUACGACCAGUUCCCGUUGGCCAGAGGCGACAUCUCCAACGAGUUGAACUACCUCAAGGAGGGAAUACGGUCGACCUGGUGUUCUAUCAAGACAACCCCAUAG